GACGUGGAUGUUAAUUGGGCCGUCUCAAGCAACAACACCCAUGGCCGGCUUAUAGCGAGGUACCAUGAGAAAGGCAAAUAGAGACGGUCAACCUGGGUCGUCCCAUCACUACGUCCAGGCGCCGCCGGCGCCAGAAGCCGAGGAGGAACAUCACGAGAACGAGGACGGCGCUUUUGAAGCUGCGCCGCCGGCAGAGCAGGAGGAGCGGCACGUAUGCGACACGUGCGGGGCGGUGUAUCCGACGGAGAAGGCGAUGUUCGGGCACCUGCGGUCCCACAAAGAGCGCCUCUGGCGUGGGGCCUACUGCCCGCCGUCGUUCAGCAUGGACGAGUUCGCCGAGUACAGGGAGCUUCUCGUCAAGUCCGAGGAGGAACAGCUGCGGGAAAUCCAGCAGGGAGAGGGGAGUAGUGCCGUCCGCCGCCUUCGUUUUCGGGGUGUCGUCCCGCGUCCCCCCUCUCCGCCGCCGCGUCCUCGCCUUGAAAUGGUUGCGCCGCCGGCCGCCGUAUUGGAGCUGGAUUUGAACGCGCCGCCGGAAGGAGGAGAAUGGAACGAGGAGGCAGAGGGGAGAUACAACAGAUUUGACUUGAAUUUGCCGCCCUCCGAUGAAGAGUGAUGAGAAAAUGAAAUUGGUCAGGUGUUCAUUGUUUGUAAUAGACUUUGAUUAUCAAUUGAAACAAAUUUAUUCGACAUGG
Messenger RNA from Cuscuta campestris, 692 nucleotides. The record is from the annotation of a GenBank genome assembly. NCBI's taxonomy places the organism in Eukaryota, Viridiplantae, Streptophyta, Magnoliopsida, Solanales, Convolvulaceae.